AUGUCAGCGGACACAGUCGCAACAGCAUUAUUCAACGAGUGGAUAUCCCACUACGGAACUCCAAUCACCAUAACGUCGAAUCAAGGCACACAAUUCGAAUCAGCUCUUUUCCAAUCUCUCGUCCAUCUAAUAGGUGCCAAGAAAACAAGAACGACUCCUUUUCAUCCUCAAUCAAACGGCAUCGUCGAGCGCCUGCAUAGAACCUUAAAGGCCGCUUUAAUGUGCUCUCCAAAACCUUGGCUCGAUAUCUUACCCGUGGUACUACUCGGACUUCGAACUUCAUUCCAGGAGGAUAUCCAAGCCACUCCGGCAGAAAUGUUAUACGGAACAUGCUUAAGAGUGCCCGGAGAAUAUUUUACUUCGACCGAUCAACCUCUCGACUCACAGAUCUUCGUGGAAAAACAUCGAGAAUACAUGCGGGGCAUACGACCAACGCCCACCGCACACCACUCCAAGGCAAAAGUAUUCAUACUCAGGACCUAA
Messenger RNA from Polistes dominula (European paper wasp), 483 nucleotides. RefSeq lists its product as uncharacterized. The record is from RefSeq and is a predicted model, not a curated record. Lineage: Eukaryota; Metazoa; Arthropoda; Insecta; Hymenoptera; Vespidae.